Messenger RNA from Macrosiphum euphorbiae (potato aphid), 1587 nucleotides. NCBI's taxonomy places the organism in Eukaryota, Metazoa, Arthropoda, Insecta, Hemiptera, Aphididae. The record is from the annotation of a GenBank genome assembly.
AUGCCUUGGUGUGUUAUAAUUGGCUGUAGUAACAAUUUAAAAUCUACGAAACAACAUGAAAAAGAUGUGUCAUAUCAUAUUUUUCCAAAAAAUCUGCAACGACGUAAUGCCUGGAUGAAAAGUAUUAAACUACCAUUUAAAUUUAAUGCAGAUACAUCAUAUGUCUGUUCUAAACAUUUUGUUCCUGAUGAUUUUGAAUGUAACAAUUUAAAAGAACAAUUACUUAACAUUAAAGUGAAGAAACAACUUAAAAGAACUGCUAUUCCAUCUAUUAAUAUCUCUAAUACCUUAGAAGAAGAAAGAUUCACAAAUGGAGCCAAUAAACCAGAUACAAGUUUGAAUUGUAUUAAUCGAUCAGAUGAGCAAAAAUGUUGUGCUGUCCCCAUUUGCAACAACAGCAUUGUGUAUUGUGGAUCAGAUAAGACAAAUAGGAACGGUAAAAUUGUGUUCCACAAAUUUCCAAAUGAUCCUGUAAUGUUAGAGAAAUGGUUGAAUUUCUGUAGUAUUUAUAAAUCAAUUUCACAUGAAUAUAAAAAUGCUCAAAUAUGUUCAGAACAUUUCAACAAAGACAAUUAUGAAAACAAAUACACUGAUGAGUCAUUGCAUCCAAUAAAAGUAUUGAAAAAAGAUGCAGUACCAACAUUAAACGGUGGAAUUAAAAUUAAAGAUGCUAAAAGUAUUGAAGACGAAUUAUCGAAGAGAGAACGUAAAAAACUUGUGGAUAAAUUGUUAGCAGAUUAUGAGGAGCAACAAAAAAAUGAAAAGAGUCAUCUGAAUGGCAUGGUAACCAAGUACCCAGGUUUUUUUUCUCCAAAAAUUAAUCCAAAUGCUAAACUUGGUGAUAAAUUGAAAUUAUUAAAGUCAAUGGAUAAUCCAAUAACCUAUCCUACUUCUAAAAAAAGGAAAUUAUCUACAACACCAAAGUUAAAUACAGAACAUUUAGAAUCACCAUUUAUUAACAAUUUAACGCAAAAAAUGAAUGAAAUGGUUCAAGUAACAGUUGUUAGAGGCGGACUUAUGUUACAUGCACUACCGCAAACCGCUAAUAAUGUACUGAGUCAUACUUUGGAAGAAACUGUUCCUGAUUAUGAAGAAGAAGUCAUCAUUGUAACAGAAGAUGAAGCUAGCCUUAGAGAUCUGGAUUCAUAUGAAGAAGAAGAUAAGAGAAAUGACACCGAAGUGAUUAUAGUCACUGACUCGAAAGAAACUGAAGACACCCUUAAGCAUGUAAAAAAAGUACCUAAAAAGUGUUCAACUAAUAACAUUUAUGAUGAUAUAAAUAAGUCUCAUGUACAAAAAUUAUUGAAAAACAAUGAAAGUAUAUGUACACCUAAAGUUCCAUUAAGUGUAGAUAAAGGAUGCCAAGUAAUAAUCCCAUGCGGUGGUUGUGAAAAUAGAAGUCUUAAGAUCAAUAAACUUUUAAGAGAGAGAACAAGAUUAUUGAAAGAUCUUAAUCAAAAUGGUGCAUGGAAGGAUCCAGAUGAAAUAAAUAACUUAAGGAGGAUGAAUGGUGUAUUGUCCUUAUUAUUGUUGCAUUGUGUUGGCGAAAAAAUGGUAAAAAAUCUCCGUCUAUACGAGUGGAUUUAG